ACAGUUGCCCCGGUGAAGGCUAGGCGCCAUAGUCACGGUAGUCCUGGCGACAAGAGCCAAGCAACGGGAGUCAACAACAACAAGCGGGAUCAAAGGGAAUAAACUUUACCGACUGUUCGGGACAACACCGCGAAAUACAGAACUGGUGCCUUAAAUGAUUGGUUGCCAUGGCGACUUGUGGAUACUCUGAGGACCUUCAGGCUCAGCAGGCUAACACAGUAACCAUAGCAACACCUGCUACCACCACACCCUCAUCUGCCAAGACUGCACACUUCCUGUCGGAGAUCCCGGCAGCCUCUGGAAGCAUCUCAUCGGCCAGCCAAGCAGCCGUGGCCUCUAAAACUGGACAGGAUGCACUUUGUUCACAAGCGCCACCCACCCAGAGCCAGAAGGCAGUGGUGCCAGCUACGUCCACACAGCACUACAUGGGUCAGGACAUCCAGAAGAGCAAUGGACAGAGCCCUUCGACCAAGUACAUUAUAGUGACUGUUACAGAGGGCUCGGCUCAAUCCAAUGACAGUCUGUCAGACUCCAGCCCAUCUGCUUCUAGCAUCCCUACUCAGGUGGUCCAAGCUGUGCAGAGCCCACCACAGAGGUCAGUGUUGCAGGCAGUGACGCAUGGAACCAAAAGGAUUCAGACAGGCCACAUCAGCAGCCUGCAGCAUAUUAACCAGGAGGUUUAUUCGGACACGGUGCAGUACGUGGACGGUGCAGACGAUGCAGCUUUUACCACAUCCGCCAUCCGUUCAAACAGCUUUCCUUUCUCCGAGUCGCCCCUCUAUUCCCAGACCCCUCCCACAUCCUCCUCUGCCUUCUACGAGACCCCGCCCACCUCUGAGUCAGACAUCACUGUGGCUUCACAGUCGGUUUCCAUGGCAACGGCAGGAGUUAAUACAGGGGCUGCUGCUGCUGCCACAGGAGGAGGGGGGUAUGUCCUCCAAGGAGGGUAUAUGUUAGGAGGAGGAGGUGCAGCAGCAACAGGUGGGGGAGGACAGAGUUACUCCAGCCCUAACUCUCGUGCCCCACCUGCUACUGUGCAGUGGUUAUUGGAAAACUACGAAGGGGCAGAAGGGGUGAGUUUACCCCGCUGCACCCUCUACUACCACUACAUCCUGCACUGCCAGGAGCAGAAGCUAGAGCCUGUUAAUGCUGCAUCCUUUGGUAAACUAAUCAGGUCUGUCUUCAUGGGCCUCCGCACCCGAAGACUAGGAACCAGGGGGAACUCAAAGUACCACUACUAUGGGCUGAGGAUCAAAUCAGGCUCCCCUCUGCUCCGACUCAUGGAUGAGCAGCAGCACAUGGCCAUGAGGCAGCAACCUUUCUCCCAGAAAAACAGGAUAAAGCCACUCCAGAAGAUGCAGGGAAUCGCCAAUGGGACAUCAGGGGGGGCGGGUCAGCAGCAGGUGGCGGCGCUUUCUGAUAUUUCAGCCCAGGUGCAGCAGUAUCAGCAGUUCUUAGAAGCAGCUAAGCCGUUGCCAGAAUUUGUGAAAAUUGAUCAGCUGGAUCAAGUCCUGCCAGAUGGGAUCCAUGCUGAACACCUAAAGGCCUUUCAGGCUCUGUACAGGGAACACUGUGAGGCUGUUCUGGAUGUGAUGAUCAACCUUCAGUUUCCUCUGGUUGAGACGCUGUGGAAAUCCUUCUGGAGGUUCAGCCAGAACAACGAUGCUGAAUCACUCAAUCUUCACAACGAGUCUGAGAAACGGCUGCCCAGGUCCUGUUUGGUGGCUCUGUGCAAGUUCGAGCCGGUGCUGCGCUGGACGAGGGAGUGUGACAACCUGCUCUACCAGACUCUGGUUGAGAUCCUCAUCCCAGACGUGUUGAGACCCAUUCCUAGUGCCUUAACUCAGGCCAUCCGUAACUUUGCCAAGAGCCUGGAGAGCUGGCUGACAGGCGCCAUGAUGAACAUCCCUGAGGAAAUGGUUCGCAUAAAGGUGGUGUGCGUAGGCUCGUUCUCGCAGACAUUACGCCGCUACACCAGCCUGAACCAUCUGGCUCAGGCGGCUCGCGCUGUCCUGCAGAACUCGGCUCAGAUCAACCAAAUGCUGUCUGACCUCAAUCGUGUUGAUUUCACCAACGUGCAGGAGCAGGCAUCCUGGGUGUGCCAGUGUGAAGACCGCGUGGUCCAGAGGCUGGAGCAGGACUUCAAAGCGACUCUGCAGCAGCAGAACUCCCUGGAGCAAUGGGCUUCUUGGCUGGAUGGGGUCGUCUCCCAGGUCCUAAAGCCCUAUGAGCAAAACCCUGCCUCGCUGCCAAAGGCGGCCAAAGUCUUUCUGCUCAACUGGUCCUUCUAUAGCUCUAUGGUGAUCCGGGAUCUGACUCUACGCAGUGCUGCUAGUUUUGGCUCCUUCCACCUCAUCCGCCUGCUGUAUGACGAGUACAUGUACUACCUGAUUGAGCACCGGGUGGCCAAGGCUAAAGGGGAGACACCCAUAGCAGUCAUGGGAGAAUUUGCCAGCGCUGUGAAGAGCAGAAACUCUCCAGAUCUGGACAAAGGUAAAGAAAACCUCACUGAUACGUGUUUAGCUUCCACUGAUGUUCAGUGCUUACUGCCACGUUGCCGCAUGUCUUCGUCAGAAGAAGAAGAAGAUGAUGAUGAAGAGGACAGCGAGGAAGACAGUGGAGAGAUCAUGCUGCAGUCCAGCUCCCUGAAGGUGGAUGAGGAGAAGUCAGAGAUGGAACCGCCCGCCAAGCAGCCCAGAACCAGUUUAAAUCUGCACCCUCUGACCUAAGGUCACGGCUCACCACCCUAAACGAAAACGCCUGCAUCAUGAACAUCACCCUCUUCCGUUUUAGAAUCAUGUCAUCAUGUCCUGAAGCCAUUGUUUGCAUUCAGUCUGCUUGUCUGAUAUUUGUGGACGUCGGAAGUGGACGAGCUGAUUUUCUCUGUUCCUCCAUGUUAGCUGAUCAUUACUGCCCCUGACCCUUGUUUCCUGUGCCUUCCCCCAUCUAUUCAGUGCCCUCAGGCCCCUAAAGGUCUAAUCUAUCAGUACAAUAUAUUCUUGAUUUCCCUCCUGUCCUGCCUUAACCACUGACCUGGGUGCUGUGGAGAUGAGAAACCUCCAGUUUUCUUCAGCAUUGCUCUUCAGCUCCAAAUCAUUGAUUGCCUUUAAUGAAAUGACUAUGCAGGAGAUGCAGGACUGUAAUUUUUGACACUGUAAACAUCUAAGAGUAGCAUCUGGAAUGAUACUGCAGCAUGAGUUAUGAUUGAAGCUUAGUUUUCAUUUGUUUUUAUUUGAGGGUGCCAUAUUUUUUUUCUUUUUCUUUUUUUUUUUUUUUACAUUAAAUUUGUUUUUAAUUUGGCUGCCUGAUCUGUGCCUUUAAGAGACUCCUAAUCUCAAAAAAGAAAAGUUUGUGUUCUCUAUAAAGAAAGAAAAACCUAUAUAUUAUAUUCUGUAUUGUGGAUUAAUAAAUGAAUGUCCGGUGAAGUGGUCUUGGUGUUGUUAUGAUCUUGGUAUGAUUAGUGUGCCUGUCAGAAAUAUUCACACCCCUUUCCUUUUUUUUUUUUCUGGAUUGUAUUCUGUUGAAAUGUCUGUCGGAUUCGGGGAUUUUUGUUAUAGACCAACAAAUCGUACUGCACAGAUGUGAACUGGAAAGAAAAGGUGCAAAUUUUUCGAUCUGCACUUUUCAUAAUUACCUUUCUAAUUGCGAUGUCAUGUCUUUUAAGAUUUAUUUAUCCCCGAUUGGAACAAAUAGAGGCUGAAUUGGUGCCCAAUUUUUACUUUUUGUGCUGAAGCCCAUACCAUGAUGCUGCCUUCACCAUAACGCAAGAUGGGGAGGGUUAGUUUUCUACCAAUUUGAUU
Molecule: messenger RNA, 3800 nt
Organism: Cyprinodon variegatus (sheepshead minnow)
Lineage: Eukaryota; Metazoa; Chordata; Actinopteri; Cyprinodontiformes; Cyprinodontidae
Gene: rfx1b
Product: regulatory factor X1
Exons: 17
Coding region: 168-2729 (853 amino acids)
Biological process (GO): regulation of transcription by RNA polymerase II
Cellular component (GO): nucleus
Molecular function (GO): RNA polymerase II cis-regulatory region sequence-specific DNA binding; DNA-binding transcription factor activity, RNA polymerase II-specific
Source: RefSeq, a predicted model, not a curated record